UCUUUUCUUAAAUAUAGCUCAAGCAAUUAAAUAUAAUUUUGGUGAUGAUGAUGAUGAAGAAGAAUAUUAUCCCGUACUCCAUGAAAACCAGGCAGAUGAUUCCCCACCAGCUGAUGUUUGCAAUAACAUGAAUACGGGGGCAGAAGAAAAUGAUGUAGAUGACGAUGAUGAUGAUUUUUUUGCUCCUAAAAAAGAUGCAAAGAAGCCCACUUCUCCUGCGAAGCCCACUUCUCCUGCGAAGCCCACUUCUCCUGCGAAGCCCACUUCCCCUGCAAAGGCAGCCAGCCCCAAGUUUGACGAUGAUGAUUCUUCUGAGGAUGAAAAUGCCGACUUGUUUAGCCGAGUCAGUGAACAAAACAAGAAAGCUCGAGACGACGCUGUCUUUGGGAUAUCAACUACACUUAUAAAACCAUCAAUUAAAACCACAAUUCCCAAAGAACCUAUGAAAAGCACCAUCACUUACCAUUUAUCUAGCGACGAUGAGGAUAAAGAACUCGACUUUGUACCUGAAGAACCUCUGAAGAAAGCAGUAAAGAAAAAGGCUCCCAAAAAAGAAAAGACAACAGAAAAAUCCGACCGCAAAGAACGUGAAAUCUUUAGAGCUUUUAGACGAAGUGUUUCACAAAGCGAACCAAGUCAAUCCAGCAAAUCCAAGCCUCCAAAAACAACUCCUGGCCGAAACCAACCUGUAAUCUUUAGUGCUUUCAAAAGAACAGUUUCAGAAGAUAAACCAAGUCAAACCAGCAAAUCCAAGCCUUCAAAAACAACUUAUGGCCGAAACCAACCUACAAUCCUUAGUGCUUUCAAAAGAACAGUUUCAGAAGAUGAACCAAAUCAAACCAGCAAAUCCAAGCCUUCAAAAACAACUUAUGAAAAACCUGUUAAAAAGAGAAAAACCAAAAAGAAGGAAGACAGUGAUUCCGACAGUGGUUUUGUCCCUAAGAAACCCAAAGUAACUAAAGUCAAGAAAGUAAGUAUUUUGUCAUUUCUCUCUCCAUUUGUAUCUUCCUCAUAUUGCCAUAAUUUCCAUAACAGCUACUACAGGAGAUCAUUAUUUCUUAACGAACAUUGAUUAUUCUCAUAAUUU
Messenger RNA from Octopus bimaculoides (California two-spot octopus), 1087 nucleotides. Its product is annotated as DNA topoisomerase 2-alpha. The record is from RefSeq and is a predicted model, not a curated record. Gene Ontology annotation, molecular function: DNA binding; ATP binding; DNA topoisomerase type II (double strand cut, ATP-hydrolyzing) activity. Gene Ontology annotation, cellular component: nucleus. Gene Ontology annotation, biological process: sister chromatid segregation; resolution of meiotic recombination intermediates; DNA topological change. Lineage: Eukaryota; Metazoa; Mollusca; Cephalopoda; Octopoda; Octopodidae.